Eleginops maclovinus (Patagonian blennie) is the source of this 2840-nucleotide messenger RNA. RefSeq names its product gap junction protein beta 1b (gene gjb1b). The transcript has 4 exons. Gene Ontology annotation, cellular component: connexin complex. Gene Ontology annotation, molecular function: gap junction channel activity. The coding region runs from base 204 to 1448 and encodes 414 amino acids. NCBI's taxonomy places the organism in Eukaryota, Metazoa, Chordata, Actinopteri, Perciformes, Eleginopidae. The record is from RefSeq and is a predicted model, not a curated record. Gene Ontology annotation, biological process: cell-cell signaling.
GGAACCCAAGUAAUGGGUUGGUUCCCUAAGCAAGAACAAUGGUGCAGGACUCGGGUGACGAAGAUAUGUGGAGUAAGUGAAGGUGGGUCCAGUUUUGUGUAUUGGAGCAGUCAUACACAUUUUUACCAAAGCAUACCUCUAGAUGGUAGCAGUGUCACUUUUUCAUAUCACUUGCCAUCAUUUCUGCCUUCUGGUUUUCCUUUAUGUAUCCUACUGAUGGUGGCGGGAUGGAGACAUCCAUCAUGGUGGCGGUGCAGAGGCUGGACCAGGGUGAUACAGCCUGCAUGUCGCUGUUGGACAUCAAGGAGCUGACCCCGGAAAUGGCCGUCCUACCACUUCAGGCUGUACAGGUCUCACUAGCGAAUGUGACGCCUCUGAAUGGGUGGGAUUGGUCUGAGGAGGCAGUGGGCUGGUUCAGGGAAAUGGUGCACAACAGGACGCUCUAUGCCAGGCUUUACCCACAGGGACCCAAAGUUACAGUCGAGCUAUUCUUGGAAAAAGGAAAGCUUGGAGCUAUGAGGAGGGGUGCAUCUUUGUCUUUGAGACUGGCCCUGAAGGGACAUGCCAACCAUAGCAAACUGAAAGAUGUCCGUCUCAUGAAAAGAAACCUGGAGUCAAAAAUGAACUGGGGAGCCUUUUAUGCCGUGAUCAGCGGUGUAAACAGGCACUCUACUGGCAUCGGACGUGUUUGGCUCUCCGUAAUCUUCAUCUUCCGUAUCCUGGUCCUGGUGGUGGCUGCAGAGAGCGUUUGGGGAGAUGAGAAGUCUGGCUUCACAUGCAACACCCAGCAGCCUGGCUGCAACAGCGUCUGCUAUGACCAGUUCUUCCCCAUCUCGCACAUCCGCCUGUGGGCGCUCCAGCUCAUCCUGGUCUCCACCCCCGCUCUGUUGGUGGCCAUGCAUGUGGCCCACAGACGCCAUAUCGACAAAAAGAUCCUGAGGAAGACGGGCCGCAGCAGCCCAAAGGAGCUGGAACGUAUCAAGAACCAGAAGUUUCAGAUCUCUGGAGCUCUGUGGUGGACAUACAUGCUCAGCAUCAUCUUCAGAAUCCUCUUUGAGGUGGCUUUUCUCUACAUUUUCUACUUGAUCUAUCCUGGCUUUAGGAUGGUACGUUUGGUAAAGUGUGACUCGUACCCAUGCCCCAACACGGUGGACUGUUUUGUCUCCAGACCGACAGAAAAGACCAUCUUCACUGUGUUCAUGCUGGCCGUGUCUGGGCUGUGUGUGCUGCUCAACCUUGCUGAGGUACUUUACCUCAUCGGCAGGGCUUGUCAACGGUGCAUACGAGGCCCCGGGGAAGAGUCCAAAGGAGCUUGGAUAAGUCAAAGAUUAUCUUCUUAUAAGCAAAAUGAAAUCAAUCAGCUGAUCGCAGACCAUUCUCUCAAAUCUAAGUUAUCCGUGACCAAAAAGAGCCCAAUUGAGAAAGAUGAGAGGUGUUCUGCUUUCUGAGACUCCCUGAUACCUUUAAACUAAUCCACAGUAACCCCAUUCAUGGAGCAUGUUGCUCUGCAUUACUGGCACAGAAUCUGUAUAUUUUGGUCGUUGUCAGUGUACAUACAGUAUACAUGAUUUAUUCCAUCGCUCAUUGAUUCAUCAGUUUUUGCUUUGAUAUUGAUUUUACUGACACAAGUAUAGUCGCUGUUGAAAUGUGUCUAAACUAUUUGGAGCCAUUAGUGAAAGUAAAAUGUGUGUGUUUGUUUUAGCCCACUUACUGCAAAUCGGGUGUAGUUUGUUGUCAACAAUUUGCCAUAUCUUAUUUUGGUGUUUUUUGUUGGUAUGCAGUAAGCAACCUGCCGAAGUGCAAAGUAUCUUCAGCAAAUUAAAAAAUGUGUGUGUGCAUCAACACUUCAUUAGUUUAAGUCAAAGUUGCUUGGUAAUGCUGUUUAAAAUAUGGAUUUGUUUCAAUAGCAAAUCCAUAUUUUAAGAAAAACACCAGUUGCUGCCACACAGUUAGAGAUAUAUGAUGUAUUAAAAUCAUCACGGGCAAAGUGUCCCUUUUUUAAGGUUUUUCUGUUUGGGAAACAGCGUGAGUACUGGAUCUCAGCACCUGAAUGCAGACCCAAAAACCUUACAAACAUAAUUAUUCACUCUGGAUUAUUUCAAAAACAAUAUUGGGGUCUGUAGGUGUACAGAUUACAGUCAACAUUAAUAUGCUGGAUAAAAAUAAACUCUUUAUUUUUAUCAAACAUGUUAAUAUGAACCAUAUUCAAUUGUAGCCUGAGUAAAAGCUUAUAGAGUAAAGUUCAUUAAAUGUUCCCUUUAUAGCAGCUUAAGUUUGCCUUUAAGAGAGGUUUGAAAUCAUUUCUAUACAUGAACAACUGUUUUGGAAAUUAUAGUGAAUACAAAAUAAACAUAAUAAUUUGAAAACAAUUUUCCACAAACACAUAUCUGCUACUGACCUAUUAUUAAUUUAUAAUGCAGUAGUCAAGAGUGGUGCACAGUGCAAACUGUAUUUCAAUAAACCUUGAAAAAUCCUAGUACUGUAAAUAUGUGUUUGUGUAUCUAUGUGUUUAAUUGUAAAUACUGCUGCAUACUAACCUUAUUGUAGUUGUUUUUUUGUUUUGUUUCAGAACAAUGUUUAAGGUUCGCCUACUUGAUUUCCCUAAUUUCCCCGUUAUUAUAAUAUUUAUAACUCCUAAAUAUUCACUGGUAUCUGUACAUACAACAAAUGUAUUGUAAAGUUAUACCGGUGUAGCGCUCACAACAAUUCUGAUUCACCAGUUAUGCUUACAUGUAAAUAAGAAUUUACUCCCUGGUAAACAAUCUGGUUAAUAUAUUAUGUGGGUUGAAAUGUAUGUGUACAUUAUGUAAUAUAAUGAAAUAAACUGCCAGAUAAUGUGU